Messenger RNA from Paralichthys olivaceus (Japanese flounder), 2544 nucleotides. Lineage: Eukaryota; Metazoa; Chordata; Actinopteri; Pleuronectiformes; Paralichthyidae. The record is from RefSeq and is a predicted model, not a curated record.
AUGACUCUCAGAGAAGCACCAAUGGCCUGCAGCUUAGGCGUGGUGAUGAGUGCCUUGUUUUGGUCUGUAGCCAUUGUAUAUUUGACUCAUAUUGGCAAAGUCAGUGGAGACUGCUGGUUGAUUGAGGGUGAAAAGGGCUUUGUAUGGCUUGCAAUUUGUAGCCAAAACCAACCACCUUAUGAGGCCAUCCCACAGCAUAUCAACAGCACCAUUGUGGACCUUCGUUUGAAUGAAAACAAAAUCAAAAGUAUCCAUUAUUCUGCUCUUAGUCGCUUUGCCAACUUGACCUACCUGAACCUGACGAAGAAUGACAUCUCCUACAUCGAGGACGGGGCCUUUUCUGCUCAGUUUAACUUACAAGUCCUUCAAAUGGGCUUUAACAAGUUGCGGAACCUGGCAGAAGGAAUCCUCAGGGGUUUAGGAAAGCUGCAAUACCUCUACCUCCAGGCAAACCUGAUAGAGACUGUGACACCCAAUGCCUUUUGGGAAUGCCCCAACAUAGAGAACAUUGACCUGUCCAUGAACCGAAUCCAACAGUUAGACGGGUCCACGUUUACCAGUCUGACUAAACUGACCACCUGCGAGCUGUACACCAAUCCUUUCAACUGCUCAUGUGAAUUACUUGGUUUUGUCAAAUGGCUCUCAGUUUUCCCAAACAGGACGAACGAGCGGAUGGUCUGCGACUCCCCACCUGGCAUCUCCGGUUUUAGUUUACUGAGUCAGAAUCCGAACAAUCCAACAUAUCGAAAUGCACUCCACAUGCUCAAAACUGUGUGCACGGAUGACUAUGUGACACCAUUUAUUGCUUUGCCCACCGAGUCUUCAACACCCCCACCAGACUCAACACUCUGUGGGGGUGUUGAAGACUGUCCAUCAGGCACGGAACCAGAUGACAUUACCAUCAGUGCAACUUACAGCACAGUGGAAGUAACCCCUUUGAUGAAAGUGAAGCAAGUUACGAAUACAGGUGCCACCAUCACAGUUCAGAUCCCUCAUCCUUACAAAAAGAUGUACAUCCUGGUUCUGUACAACAACAGCUUCUUCACAGAUAUUCGAAAUCUCAAAGAUAUAAAGGAGGAUAUCGAACUCAAGAACCUUAAACCCCACACUAACUACACAUACUGUGUGGCUUCAAUACGAAACUCUCUUAGACGCAAUCACACUUGUCUGACUGUCACUACAGGCCCUCGGAUUGAGAAGGACAGAGCUGUAAACAAUGCAACUGCUACUCAUUAUAUUAUGACAAUUUUAGGCUGCCUCUUUAGCAUGGUCAUUUUUCUUGGGGUGGUCUACUAUUGCUUGCGAAGAAAGCGUCAGCAAGAUGAAAAGCACAAAAAAGCAGGUACCCUGAAGAAAAAUAUAAUGGAGCUUAAGUAUGGACAAGAACUGGAAGGGGGGACUAUUUCUCGAAUGUCACAGAAGCAGUUGUUGGCUGGGGAGAGCAUGGCGCGUAUGCCAUACUUACCAUCUGCUGCUGAGAUAGAGCAGUACAAAUUUCAAGAGAUUAGUGAUACUCCUAAAAUGAUGAAGGGAAAUUACAUGGAGGUGCGAAGUAUGGAACACCAUGAACGCAGGGAGUGUGACAUGGGAAUGCCUGGAAACAGCCAGGGGUCAGUGGCAGAGAUUUCCACCAUUGCAAAAGAGGUGGAUAAAGUCAAUCAGAUAAUUAACAACUGUAUAGAUGCUCUAAAGUCAGAAUCCACCUCUUUUCAAGGAGUGAAAUCUGGAGCAGUGUCGACAGCAGAGCCUCAGCUCGUACUGAUAUCAGAACACCCACAGAAUAAGUCCGGCCUUCUGUCACCAGUGUACACGGACAGCUACCAUCAUUCUCUGCAGAGGCAUCGGACCUCUGACGUCUCACCAAAGAGGCCCAGCACUGCCACAGGAGGGCCCAUGCGAAGCCCCAGGCCUUAUCGCCCUGAAUCCAAGUACAUAGAGAAAACCUCCCCAACAGGAGAGACCAUCCUCACUGUAACACCUGCUGCCACCAUCCUGAGAGCUGAGGCGGAGAAGAUCCGUCAGUACAGUGACCACCGGCACUCGUACCCCGAUGCUCAGAUAGAGGAGCUCGAAGGACCUGACGGCCACAAGUCCUCCAUGCUGGAGCCUCUCACUCACUCCCGCUCCAGAGACUUAGCAUAUUCCCAGCUGUCAUCUCAGUAUCACAAUCUAAGCUAUUCCUCCAGUCCCGAGUACUACUGCAAACCUUCACAUAGCAUCUGGGAGCGGUUCAAACUCCACCGAAAACGGCACAAAGAUGAUGAGUACAUGGCUGCAGGGCAUGCACUGCGUAAGAAAGUCCAGUUUGCAAAGGAUGAGGACCUGCACGAUAUUUUAGACUACUGGAAAGGUGUGUCAGCCCAACAGAAAUCAUAACCACUUUAGAUGUUUUUAAAAUGGACCACACGUUGCAGAAAUGACACAAGAACUUCAUCUGACUAUUGAAUCAAUGGAAACUUCCAUAUUAUAAUCAACUACUCACUCGCGUGUAUAAAAUUCUGUUUUCGACUGUGAGAAAAAUGGGGUAAACAUUCUUUAAAUUUG